GAUCACUAUUCACUAUAUGGCAAAGUCCUUUUCGUGUUAUUCAUGGUUUACGUUAUUUUUACUUUUUGUGGUAGAGACACAAACGGCUGUGACUUCAAGUGGGUCAAAUGAAACAUCGAUUGGAGUAAUCAAGUUGAGAGUUGGAGUCCCUAAGAAAGAAGGUUUCGACCAAUUUGUGAGAAUAGUCUGGGACUCUCAUGAAAACAAGUACAAUGUUUCUGGAUAUUGCAUCGAUGUUUUCAACGCCGUUGUAAACAACUUAACAUUUAAGGUUUCUGUACAAAUGGAACCUCAUGUUAUUAAUGGAUCAGAAUCAGUUGGAUCAUACUACAACUCAAUUCUUAAACAAAUCCCAACAAAGUAUGAUGUUGCGGUGGGCGACAUAACAAUCAUGGCACGUCGUGCACAAUUUGUAGAUUUCACACUGCCAUAUACAGAAAUGGGGGUUAGAAUGUUGGUUCCAAUGGUACACGGGAGGCACCAAACCAUGUGGAUUUUUGUGAAACCCUUUAGCUGGGAUCUUUGGUUGAGCACACUCAUAAUCUCCAUGCUUAUAGGGGUUGUUUUACUUAUUAUGGAAAGAAACGUACAUACCCUUCCUCAUCAAGACCAAAGUUCAUCAUAUCGACAACAACUAACCGCAGUAACCAUUUUAUGGUUUCCGAUAUCACAAGCCGUUCUUCCUGAAAGACAGGUAGUUGCCAAGAACUGCUCGAGAUUUGUGUUGAUGGUUUGGCUUCUAUUGGCGUUUGUCCUCAUGCAAAGUUACACAGCAAACUUGACGUCUAUAUUAACCGUAGAUCAGAUACAACCUAGAUUUCUCACUUUGAAUGAUCUAAAGAAAUGGGGUUAUUAUGUUGGAUAUCAAACUGGUUCUUUCGUUUAUGAUAUUUUGGUAGAACAAUUGAAGUUUGAUCCAUCCAAGUUGAGGGGAUAUAAAAACAUUUAUAGCUACCACGAUGCUUUAAAGCUUGGAAGCCAAGGUGGUGGUGUCAUAGCUAUUUUCGACGAAGUGCCCUAUCUUAAUGCCUACCUUCAAACGUUUGGAUCAAAUUACAUCAUAGCUGGUCCGACCUUUAGAUCUGAAGGAUUUGGUUUUGCAUUCCCUUAUAAAUCCAAUCUUACAGAGCACUUUUCAAGAGCCAUCUUGAAUGUGACUGAAAAUUAUGAUAUAAUGCAUAAAAUUGAGGAAAAAUAUUUUGGGAGAAUCGAAGAUGUACAAAAGCAGUCUACGCAAGUGUCUUCAGCAUCACCAAGUCUUACCUUUCACAGCUUCGCAGGGCUGUUCAUGAUUACUGGCAUUUCAAUCUCUUUGGCUUUAAUUGUCUCUGAAACUCUUAUUUGGCAAAAGUGUAUUUUAAAGAUUAAAGAAUACACUAAUAGAUACUUGUUACGCUCCACACCAUCUACAGAAACACAUGUUCUUCCAAACGAUCUUCAAGCAACACAGGAAACAAAUUGAGUCGAUCAACCAAGACUUCUUACCUAAUGAUAUUGUAUAGGUGUAAUGCUUUUAUUUUUUUAAUUGAAAACGUUUGUAAUUAGAGGGUAUUAUAUAGAUAUGCAGAGCAGAAUAAUGUUAUGACUGCACCGUAGAAGCUCUCAUAAUAUGUAUGCAGAGAAGAAUAAUGUUAUAACACUGUUUUG
This is a messenger RNA of Medicago truncatula (barrel medic), 1647 nucleotides long. Its product is annotated as glutamate receptor 2.8. Gene Ontology annotation, cellular component: membrane. Gene Ontology annotation, molecular function: signaling receptor activity; ligand-gated monoatomic ion channel activity. The transcript is spliced from 4 exons. The record is from RefSeq and is a predicted model, not a curated record. NCBI's taxonomy places the organism in Eukaryota, Viridiplantae, Streptophyta, Magnoliopsida, Fabales, Fabaceae. Bases 17 to 1462 code for a protein of 481 amino acids. Gene Ontology annotation, biological process: monoatomic ion transport.